AUGGUGCAUCCGUCCUCCUCCUGGCCGCUGGUAACGGCGCCUCCGUCCUGGUCGACCUCCCUCGGCGUGGAGCCAGGGUCGCUUGGCGUCGCAGGUGUUUCCCAUCAAUGCCGCCAUCCCGGCAGCUUGCCCUCGCUCUCCGAGUCCGACGGCAAGCUCUUCUUUCCUCGCAUCUGCGGCCACUCUGUCCUAUACAAGCCAGCCGCUGCCAGCUCCCGUCGUGCUCACCGCAACGCGGCAGCACGUGCAGAGAGCUCCGUCCACGCUCUCCGCCGGCACCAGCAGCGCGCGGCACCUCGACCGAGCCCUCCCCCACAACCACCUCGCCCAGCAACGGCGCGCGCGCGCGCAUGGAGACCGCCGCCGCGGCGACAUCCUACCCGGCCGGCGCCGCAGACGGCGCAGCUGGGCCAGGGCCCGGCGCGGCCGGGGUGGGGCCACUGGGCGAUCCUGGCGCUCGCGUUCCUCCUCCUCUCCGGCAGCUUCGCGUGGGGCGUCUACCAGUCGCGCCACCGGCCGCGCAACCUCGCCUUCGUCAUCGUCACCUACUACCUCAUCGCGCUGCUCUACUGCUGCCUCGCCAAGCUCGACCUCCUGCGCCGCGACGACCCGGCGCCGGCGGCCGCGGCGGAGCGGUGGCGGGUCAGGAUGGCCGUGUGGUGCGUCUCCGUCGCGCUCGCCAACACCGUCGCCGCCCGCGUCGCCGACGCCAUGCCCAGCGCGGGGUUCAAGGUCGCCGUAUGGGUGUUCACCAGCGCCUGCAUAGCCGUCGGGUUCUACUUCUUCUUCGUCCGUGCGGGCGCCGGCCGCCGGACGCAGACGGACGGCACGGAUCUCCGCGAGGUGUCCCCGGAGCAGAGGGUCUGAACUGUACCUCGACCUGGCUAUUGUUUCAUUUUCUCAAAUUUGUAUAAAAUUGUUUUCCAGUAGUGAUAAAUUUAGGAAAAUGAUUCAACGCCCCCGGGGGACGGAACGUUC
Messenger RNA from Lolium perenne, 978 nucleotides. RefSeq lists its product as uncharacterized. The record is from RefSeq and is a predicted model, not a curated record. NCBI's taxonomy places the organism in Eukaryota, Viridiplantae, Streptophyta, Magnoliopsida, Poales, Poaceae.